Messenger RNA from Echinops telfairi (small Madagascar hedgehog), 5591 nucleotides. RefSeq names its product bromodomain adjacent to zinc finger domain 1B (gene BAZ1B). Gene Ontology annotation, cellular component: WICH complex. NCBI's taxonomy places the organism in Eukaryota, Metazoa, Chordata, Mammalia, Afrosoricida, Tenrecidae. Gene Ontology annotation, molecular function: histone H2AXY142 kinase activity; protein binding. Gene Ontology annotation, biological process: chromatin remodeling. The transcript is spliced from 20 exons. Bases 225 to 4466 code for a protein of 1413 amino acids. The record is from RefSeq and is a predicted model, not a curated record.
UCCCCGGCGAGGAGCCGCUCUUCACCAUUGCGCACACCCAGGAGGCCUUCCGCACCCGGGAAGAAUAUGAAGCCCGCCUGGAAAGAUACGGAGAGCGCAUUUGGACUUGUAAGAGUACUGGCAGCAGUCAGCUGACGCACAAGGAGGCCUGGGAGGAGGAACAGGAAGUGGCUGAACUUCUGAAGGAGGAGUUCCCUGCCUGGUAUGAGAAACUGGUUUUGGAGAUGGUUCACCAUAACACAGCCUCCUUAGAGAAGCUAGUCGAUAGUGCUUGGUUGGAGAUCAUGACCAAAUAUGCUGUGGGAGAAGAGUGUGACUUUGAGGUUGGGAAGGAAAAAAUGCUCAAGGUGAAGAUUGUGAAAAUUCAUCCUUUGGAGAAAGUGGAUGAAGAGGCCACUGAGAAGAAAUCUGAUGGUUCUUGUGAUUCCCCAUCAAGUGACAAAGAGAAUUCAGGCCAGAUUGCUCAGGACCAUCAGAAGAAGGAGGCAGUUAUAAAAGAGGAUGAAGGAAGGAGAGAAAGUAUAAAUGACAGGGCACGGAGAUCGCCACGGAAACUCCCCACUUCAUUAAAAAAGGGAGAGAGGAGAUGGGCGCCUCCGAAGUUUCUGCCUCACAAAUAUGAUGUGAAACUACAGAACGAAGAUAAGAUUAUCAGCAAUGUGCCAGCAGACAGCCUGAUACGCACUGAGCGUCCACCAAACAAGGAGAUCCUGCGAUACUUCAUACGACACAAUGCGUUGCGGGCUGGGACCGGUGAAAAUGCCCCUUGGGUGGUGGAAGAUGAACUGGUGAAAAAAUACUCCUUGCCUAGCAAGUUCAGUGACUUUUUACUUGAUCCAUAUAAGUAUAUGACCCUCAACCCUUCUACAAAGAGGAAGAAUGCUGGGUCCCCAGACAGGAAGCCUUCGAAGAAAUCCAAGACCGACAACUCCUCUCUCAGCUCGCCACUCAAUCCUAAGUUGUGGUGCCACGUGCACUUGAAGAAGACCUUGAGUGGUUCCCCACUGAAAGUGAAGAAUUCCAAGACUCCCAAAUCUCCAGAAGAGCACCUGGAGGAGGUGAUGAAGAUGAUGUCACCCAACAAACUACACGCCGACUUUCACAUUCCUAAGAAAGGCCCAUCUGCCAGGAAACAGGGGAAGCACACUGACAAGCCUUUGAAGGCAAGGGGCAGAAGCAAAGGUAUCUUGAAUGGACAAAAAUCCACAGGGAAUGCCAAGUCUCCUAAAAAGGGUUUGAAGAUGCCUAAAACCAAAAUGAAGCAAAUGACUCUGUUGGAUAUGGCUAAAGGCACUCAGAAGAUGACCCGAGCCCCUCGGACCUCUGGGGGUGCCCCUCGGUCUUCUAAUAAACCUCACAAACACCUGCCUCCGGCUGCCCUCCACCUCAUUGCGUACUACAAAGAAAACAAGGACCGGGAGGACAAGAAGAGUGCCCUGUCCUGUGUUAUCUCCAAAACGGCGCGCCUUCUCUCCAAUGAAGACCGAGCCCGUCUCCCGGAAGAAUUGAGAAGCAUUGUUCAGAAACGCUAUGAGCUUCUAGAGCACAAGAAGAGGUGGGCCUCCAUGUCGGAAGAGCAACGCAAGGAGUACUUGAAAAAGAAACGAGAGGAGCUGAAAGAGAGGUUGAAGGAGAAAGCCAAGGAACGGAGAGAGAGAGAAAUGCUCGAGAGGCUGGAAAAGCAGAAGCGAUUUGAGGACCAAGAGUUGACUGGUAAAACCCUUCCGACCUUCCGGCUGGUGGAUACUCCUGAAGGGCUGCCCAAUACCCUCUUUGGGGAUGUAGCCCUGGUGGUAGAGUUCCUGAGCUGUUACUCUGGGCUGCUCUUGCCAGACGCUCAGUACCCUAUCACUGCUGUGUCCCUUAUGGAAGCCCUGAGUGCAGAUAAAGGUGGCUUUCUGUAUUUGAACCGAGUGUUGGUGAUCCUCUUGCAGACCUUGUUACAAGAUGAAAUAGCAGAAGACUAUGGGGAGUUGGGGAUGAAGCUGUCGGAAAUACCCCUGACUCUGCAUUCGGUUUCUGAACUGGUGCGAUUGUGUUUGCGCAAAUCUGAUGUCCAGGAGGAGAGUGAGAGCUCGGAGACGGAUGACAAUAAAGAUUCAGCACCUUUUGAGGACAAUGAAGUUCAGGACGAGUUCCUAGAGAAGCUGGAAACCUCAGAGUUUUUCGAGCUAACGUCUGAGGAGAAGCUACAGAUCUUGACAGCCCUCUGCCACCGAAUUCUCAUGACAUACUCGGUGCAAGACCACAUGGAGACCAGACAGCAGAUGUCGGCCGAGCUGUGGAAGGAGCGGCUGGCUGUGUUGAAGGAGGAAAACGACAAAAAGCGAGCCGAGAAACAGAAACGGAAAGAACUAGAAGCCAGAAAUAAAGAAAACGGGAAAGAGGACAAUGGCUUAGGCAAACCUGACAGGAAGAAAGAAAUGGCAAAGUUUGAACCCCAACUAGACAUGGAAGCUGAAGACAUGAUCAGUGCUGUGAAGAGUAGAAGGCUGCUUGCCAUUCAGGCCAAGAAGGAGCGAGAAAUCCAGGAGCGGGAAAUGAAAGUCAAAUUAGAGCGAGAAGCUGAAGAAGAACGCAUGCGGAAGCACAAAGCUGCUGCUGAGAAGGCUUUCCAGGAAGGAAUUGCCAAAGCAAAGCUAGUCAUGCGCCGGACUCCCAUUGGGACAGAUCGGAACCACAAUAGGUACUGGCUCUUCUCAGAUGAAGUUCCAGGAUUGUUCGUUGAAAAAGGCUGGGUACACGAUAGCAUUGACUACCGAGUCAGCCACCGCCGCAGAGAUCAUCUGGAGGCUCCCGACGAGGAGUACUGUCCCCGCAGUAAGAAAGCAAACAUGGGCAGAAAUAGCAGCCUGAAUCUACAGCACGGAGCAGGGGCCGACGCUGCUGGGGAGCGCACGAUUCCGAAACAAGGACAGAACUUAUGGUUUUUAUGUGACAGUCAAAAGGAACUGGAUGAGCUGCUAAGCUGCCUGCACCAUCAGGGAGUAAGAGAAAGCCAGCUUAAGGAGAGAUUAGAGAAGAGGUACCAGGAUAUUAUUCACUCUAUUCAUCUUGCCCGGAAGCCAAAUUUGGGUCUAAAAUCCUGUGAUGGCAACCAGGAGCUCUUAAACUUUCUUCGAAGUGAUCUCAUUGAGGUUGCAACAAGGUUACAAAAAGGGGGUCUUGGCUAUGUGGAAGAGACAUCAGAAUUUGAAGCUCGGGUGAUUUCACUAGAAAAAUUGAAGGAUUUUGGUGAGUGUGUGAUUGCUCUUCAGGCCAGUGUCAUAAAGAAAUUUCUUCAAGGUUUCAUGGCUCCCACACAAAAGAGAAGAAAACUCCAAAGCGAAGAUUCCGCAAAGACUGAGGAGGUGGAUGAAGAGAAAAAAAUGGCAGAGGAAGCCAAGGUUGCAUCUGCACUAGAAAAAUGGAAGGCAGCAAUCCGAGAAGCUCAGACCUUUUCUAGAAUGCAUGUUCUACUUGGCAUGCUUGAUGCCUGUAUCAAGUGGGAUAUGUCAGCAGAAAAUGCUCGGUGCAAAGUUUGCCGAAAGAAAGGUGAGGAUGACAAACUGAUCCUGUGUGACGAGUGCAAUAAAGCCUUCCACCUGUUCUGUCUUCGGCCGGCCCUCUAUGAAGUUCCAGAUGGCGAGUGGCAGUGCCCAGCCUGCCAGCCUGCUACCGCCAGGCGCAACUCCCGGGGCAGGAAUUACACUGAAGAGUCUGCCACUGAGGACAGUGAAGAUGAGGAGAGCGACUCAGAGGAAGAAGAGGAGGAGGAAGAGGAGGAGGAGGAGGAAGAUUAUGAGGUGGCAGGGUUGCGAUUGAGACCUCGGAGGACCAUUCGGGGCAAGCAGAGUGUCACCCCUCUGGUAGCACGGCCUGGCCGGCGGCCUGGGAAGAAGCCGCAUCCUGCUCGGAGGUCUCGGCUGAAGGCACCUCCUGUCGAUGACGCCGCCGAGGUGGAUGAACUAAUACUUCAAACCAAGCGGAGCUCCCGCAGGCAGAGCCUGGAGCUGCAGAAGUGUGAAGAGAUCCUCCACAAGCUGGUGAAGUACCGCUUCAGCUGGCCUUUCAGGGAGCCUGUGACCCGCGAUGAGGCCGAGGACUACUACGAUGUGGUCACCCACCCCAUGGACCUUCAGACCAUGCAGAACAAGUGCUCCUGUGGGAGCUACCGCUCCGUGCAGGAGUUCCUCACCGAUGUGAAGCAAGUGUUUGCCAACGCGGAGCUGUACAACUGUCGCGGCAGCCCCGUUCUCAGUUGCAUGGCAAAGACGGAACAGUGUCUGGUGGCCCUGCUACAUAAACACCUUCCAGGCCACGCGUAUGUACGCCGGAAACGCAAGAAGUUUCCUGACCGGCUCCCUGACGACGAAGGGGACAGUGAGCCAGAGCCUGUUGGUGACGUAGCCGUGAGUGUGCCAAUCAGAACUCUUCACCAGCAUCCUGAAACCUUCCGAGUUUUUGAGCUGAGCUUGGCAGAGUGAAGGGUUGUUUCCUGGAGCCAUUCAUAACCCUCCCCAAACCCCCACUUCCUUUGUAACAACUCCUCUCCACCCCUCCUCACCCCACCCCCUCCAGAAAAGAAAAAAAGAAAAAAACAAACAAACGAAGGCACUUCACGGAGAGACUGGCGUCCUGCUUAGAAUCAUGCACAGAAGCUGGACUUGGGGGAUCUGGCCGGCGGGUGUUGGAGCUCAGCCCACCCACGUGCCAGGCAAGCUCUUGGGGGAACAGAUGAAAAGCAGGAAGGCGCGAAAUGUUUAAUUUUUUAAAUGGACUUUUCUAGUUAUUAAAAGUGGCUUGUUUCCGCAGUGCUCUUGUAUAAAGAACAUCUUGUAAAGUUCCUGUCACCUUGCUUUGGCACAUGUACAGUACAAUUUCUAUGAUGAUGUGUUUGCUUUACUGUCCCCUGCUCCCCCGCCCAGCCUUGGACCUGCCAGGAAAUGGGGCUGGAGGCUCAUCAAGGUAGGGAAGGGGGCGCCACCCAUCCCUGCCACAGUGGUUGGCUCCGCCCCUUCCACAGUCUCUGGAACCCCCUGCGCACCUGGGAGUGGGGGUGAGGUCCUGCCUGGACCCCGCCCACAGGAGGGCUGGCCCUGGGGAUGACAUUUAGGCAACACUUUGUAGUCUUUCCCUUUUAUGUCCGAUUUUGAUAAAAAAUACAAAACAGGGUUUAAUUUUCUUUUCUAUCAACGAAGUUUUGAUUAUCUGAGUGCCGAAGCUCUUGUGUAACUAUUUACUUGAAAGCCAGAGAAGUGCCGAGGGACGGCACUGCCGAGAGCUGGGAAAUGAGAGCCUCUGGAACCCAUUUGCACGGACCUUGUCAGUCGCUGUGUCCGCCCUCCUCCCCCAGGGCUGCCAUGGGCACGGGGCAGACCCUUCCCCACAGGCUGGGCUCUGAGUUCGUACUGACAGGGCAGGGCCAGCCUCCCCACGCCAGCCGCUCCUGCUUGGACUCCAUGCGCGCCCACUGUGAGACUGCUCUCCUGCUUCAGUUACAUCCAGAUGUUGAUUUAUCGUCUUUAAGGAGGAAGGGGUCCCAUUUAAAGGGUGAACUUGUAAUAAAUUGGAAUUUCAAAUAAACAUCAUGUACUUGUGUUUAUAAAGAA